AUGAGCAAAACAGAUUUGAAGAAGAAAGGUGUGGAGCUUCCUGAAGAAUUGGUGAUAAAGAUCAUCACAAGACUACCUCCAAAAAGCAUCUUUAGAUUCAAGUUGGUGUGUAGAGAUUGGAAAUUGCUUAUGGAAUCAAGUUUCUUCAUUGAUAUCUACAGUAAAUCUAAUUGGUCAAUCUUACAUGGAAGUUAUAGAUGCACGACUUCUUUUUUGGAGGAAGUAGAACUCAACCUACAUGGUAAAACUCGUAAUUGGUCUUUCACAAGUGACGUGAUCCGCAAGUAUACUCAAAACAACGUUAAAAUCAAAGAGAUUUGGGUUGUGGCUUGUGCUGAUGGUUUGGUUUUGUUGUGUGUGCUUGAGGAAGAUAUGACAAAACGUUACUACAUUGGUAAUCCUAUGUUAUCACAAUGGAUUCAACUGUCUUCUCCUCCUUAUCUUGCUCAAUACCAUAGCUUUGUUGAUUCAGGUCUUGUAAUACGAAAGCACAAUAGUGCCAUCUUAGGUUACAAGGUGAUUCGUAUAUAUAGUGAAGACAUGACUUCUAUUAUUAGAACAUGGAGUUGGACCUUUCAGAUAUAUUCGUCGGAUACUGGUGAAUGGAGUGUUCAACACGUCUCAUGUCCUGGACUUUAUGAACUUCCGUACAGCAAAUGCAAUCCCGUUUCUUUGAAUGGGAAACUUCAUUGGUUUGAUGAUAUGUACUCCCGGAGAAUUAUUGUACAUGACUUCUUCUCCUAUGAUGAUAAGAUUCGAGAACUCCCCCUACCCGUCUUGAUGAAGAGCACUCAACAUGAGAGCUCACACAAUAAGAUUAUAUGCACUACUUCGCAAGGUUGUUUUGUGCUUAUUGAAGCUGAACUGAUAGAAGAGGUCAAGAGCUAUAAUGUAAGGGUUUGGAGACUAGAGAGUGAUUCUUGGAAUUGGGAAAAGGCUUGGGAAAUUAACAUGGCUUGUGUAGAGCUUGGUGUAAAGUGUGUUCCAAUGGCGAUAAACUAUUUUGAUAUGGACAUUAUCUACCUAUGGGACUUAGACCACAAAUGUUACAUUGCUUGUAAUCUUCGAACACAUACAAAAACUUAUGGAACUCGUAGACAUGGUGCCCCUUGCAAGGAAGAUAGUUUGUGUCUUGAUUCAUAUUGGUACGGUUUGCAAUUUGUUCCAUCCUUGCAAGUCAUACCUACAUAG
Molecule: messenger RNA, 1191 nt
Organism: Capsella rubella
Lineage: Eukaryota; Viridiplantae; Streptophyta; Magnoliopsida; Brassicales; Brassicaceae
Product: putative F-box protein At3g23950
Exons: 1
Coding region: 1-1191 (396 amino acids)
Molecular function (GO): protein binding
Source: RefSeq, a predicted model, not a curated record